AUGGCGAGCGACGAGGAUAUCGAAUCAUUUAUGGGCAUCACAGGUGCCGACCGCACAGCCGCUGAGCGCAUGCUAGAACUGUGCGGCUCGGAUCUGGAACAAGCGAUACAGCUUUGGUUCACCGACGAAGACCUGCAGAGGUCGUUGAGCAAUGCUGGUCCCUCCACGACCACGACAGCUGCUCCGGCCACGAUCCCGGGCCGCCCCAGUCGGCCAAAUCGCCCGCAAAUCGGUCGAGAAGACGCUCAAGGUGUCAUUCACAUAGACUCAGAUGACGAUGUUCCUAUGACGGAAGAGGAUUUUGGCGAAGACGAGGACGACGAGAUACAAAAUGUGGCCCGCCAAGCCCAAGAGGAUGAGGACGCGGCAAUGGCCAAGAGGUUGCAAGAGGAGCUAUACUCUGGCGCUAGUGGUGCAGGUCAACAUGUUGACGAGGAUGGUGUACGAGCGCCUAUGGCCCGCACAACCGAGACAUUGGUUGGACCGAGUUAUGAAGAGGACGAUGACGACGGUCAUGCCGCUGUACUGGAGCAGAUGCGAAGAAGGCAGCAGGCCCGCGCACGACCGAACAACCCCUUCGCACAAUCUGUAUGGGAAGAAAACUCCCACGCUGCGCAUCCCACGCCAGGCCCUGCCGAACCCAGUCGCGCAUCUCGCCUCGCGGACCUCUUCCGUCCCCCGCACGAUUUGAUGUCGCGUUUCAGCUGGGACGAGGCCCGUGACGAGGGGAAGGAAGAACAAAAAUGGAUUUUGGUCAACCUCCAGGACAUGUCCGAUUUUAACUGCCAAGCACUAAACCGCGAUAUUUGGAAGGAUGAGGCGAUCAAAUCACUCGUCAGGGAGAACUUCAUUUUUCUGCAGUACGAUAAGAACGACUAUGCGGCAGAGCAGUACAUCACAUUCUACCUACCCAACGAAGGUCACCAAAACCCUAACAACUUUCCACACGUCUCUAUCAUUGAUCCUAGGACAGGCGAGCAAGUGAAGGUUUUUAGUGGAAUCCCCUUCCCGAGCGCCCUGGACUUUCACGCGCAACUGGCCGAAUUUCUCGACCGGUACAGCUUAUCUGCACACAGCAAGAACCCUGUUUCUAAGGCAAAACGACCCGAGCGUGCCGUGAACGUGGACCGUAUGACAGAAGAGGAGAUGUUGGAGAUGGCGUUGCAGAACAGCCUGGAUGCCAACGGCGGCUCGAAACACCCGAACAUCCAAGACCCGGAUGAGCUCACCAAGUCCACGGGUACGUUGCAAGGAGGCCAGGGCAAGGAAUCAACAGUGCCAACGGAGUCCGCGCCCCCGGAACCAGAGACCGCAGAAGCGUCUUCAGAGCAGCAGAUCUCCGCAUUCAGUAGGAUACCCUCGGAUCAACCCCACAUCGAACCGCCUGCAGACCCCAAAACUACGACUAGACUUCAGAUUCGGAACCCGCCCGGGCGCAUCAUCCGACGCUUCCGCCUAGACGAGCCCGUGUCACGUAUCUACGAAUGGCUCAAAGCUGAGCCCUUGGAAGGCAAGGACGGCGUCGAGUUUGAGCUCAAGUCCAUGCCCCCCCAGAGUGACGACUUGAUCAAUCAUUUGGACGAGACAAUCCAAGAGGCUGGCUUAGCGAAUGCCGUGGUUAUGCUUGAGUUUAUCGAGUAG
This is a messenger RNA of Dichotomopilus funicola, 1641 nucleotides long. RefSeq lists its product as uncharacterized. Gene Ontology annotation, biological process: proteasome-mediated ubiquitin-dependent protein catabolic process. Gene Ontology annotation, cellular component: nucleus. Gene Ontology annotation, molecular function: ubiquitin binding. The record is from RefSeq and is a predicted model, not a curated record. Bases 1 to 1641 code for a protein of 546 amino acids. NCBI's taxonomy places the organism in Eukaryota, Fungi, Ascomycota, Sordariomycetes, Sordariales, Chaetomiaceae. The transcript is spliced from 2 exons.